GGGGAGUAAACGCUUCAACCAACGAGGGAGUACACGCUUCGACCAACGGGGGAGUAAACGCUUCAACCAACGAGGGAGUACACGCUUCGACCAACGGGGGAGUAAACGCUUCAACCAACGAGGGAGUACACGCUUCGACCAACGGGGGAGUAGACACUUCGGCUGGUGAGAAAGAAGGCCCGACCAGCGAGGAAGAUGCCUCGACGACACCACCGGAGUACAAACGCCAAAAAGAUGAUACGGGGAUAACGAACACAAAGGAUAUUAUAAUUGCAAUAAUGGGGCCAACCGGCGCUGGGAAAAGUUCGUUCAUAGACAAAGCCACGGAAAGUACGGGCAAGGGUGUUGGGCAUGACUUACGGUCGUGCACAAGCGAGAUCAAGGUUACUAGGUGUGCGGUUGAAAGAUCUAACGUGGUUCUAGUAGACACUCCCGGGUUCGAUGAUACGACGAAAUCCGACUUGGAAAUCCUGGAAAUGAUAUCUAACUGGCUGAACCAAGAAUACCAGACGGGGACCAUGCUUUCGGCCAUUCUUUACUUUCAUCGCAUAUCGGACAAUCGCAUGGCUGGAACCCCACUGAAGAACCUUCGAGUCUUCCAAAAGUUAUGCGGGAAAAACGCUAUGCCUAAGGUUGUCUUGGUCACCACUAUGUGGGAUGAAGUGGAUGACGAAGUCGGCGAGCAGAGGCUGGCAGAGCUCCAAGAUAGUUAUUGGAAGGCGAUGAUGUCGCGAGGGUCCACGACGAGAAAGUAUCUGAACACUCGAGAGUCAGCCGUGGAAUUACUUGGGUUCAUUGUACAGCAGGAGAGAGCGCAAGAGGGAGUCCGGCUGCAAGAGGAAAUUUCGGACAUGAAUUUGGAGUUACGUGAGACUGCCGCCGGGCGCGUGUUGUGUUCUACUCUGGAGGAUCUCGCAAAGAAGCGGAUGGAGGCCCUUCGAAGAAUUCAAGCAGAGAACAAAGGAGCGGACGAGAAGACUUCAGAAGACCUCUGGAAAGAAUACGCUCAAGUGAAGGCUCAACUCGAUUCUGCUUUGACCGAGGCGAGAGCAUUGAGGAUGUCGCUCAGGCAACGCUUAAACAAAGGCAUUCGCGCAGCGUGGAGAAGUGAGUUAAUUGUCCCUCCCGUUACGGCAGUGUAAACUUCUGCGUUCCUUACAGGAAUGGGUGAAAUGAAACCCAAGAGUCGAAAAUCUGGGAUGCGGCAGGCGGAUUCAUAAUACUUUUUGCACCUGUGGCCCGAUUGUUUUUGGGUACCAUAUUCCACUCUAUUAUAUUGACCGACCUCAAACUAUCGCGUCGUAUAAAAGAUCUUCGAGUGGAUUGACACAAGGACGGUGGAAUAAUAUUCACUGCGGAAACAAGAUUCUUUCAAUACAGUAAUUAGAUCGUGCUAGAGUAGCUGCCCAUACUAAAAACAUAUGUCAGGAAAAUGUCA
Molecule: messenger RNA, 1438 nt
Organism: Pisolithus orientalis
Lineage: Eukaryota; Fungi; Basidiomycota; Agaricomycetes; Boletales; Pisolithaceae
Product: P-loop containing nucleoside triphosphate hydrolase protein
Exons: 4
Coding region: 279-1142 (287 amino acids)
Molecular function (GO): GTP binding
Source: RefSeq, a predicted model, not a curated record